Molecule: messenger RNA, 7380 nt
Organism: Acanthaster planci (crown-of-thorns starfish)
Lineage: Eukaryota; Metazoa; Echinodermata; Asteroidea; Valvatida; Acanthasteridae
Product: protein sprouty homolog 3-like
Biological process (GO): negative regulation of Ras protein signal transduction; negative regulation of fibroblast growth factor receptor signaling pathway; negative regulation of MAP kinase activity
Cellular component (GO): cytosol; membrane
Source: RefSeq, a predicted model, not a curated record
UGUGGUGACACCGAUGGUACUCGUCCGGCUAUAGGCAGGCGUCUAGGGCAAGGGUUAACACAUAAAGGGCGCAUUGCCCCAGGGACAAGAUCAUUGGUGCUUUGAAAUUUAAUUGACACUGACACGAAAGCAAGCAGUGAGUGGUUCAGGACGUACGUUGGCGGUUCGGCGGUGGCAGCGGCGGUAAUAUCUUAGUGUUGUUGAGAGUGGGACUGGACGAAGGACUUUGUGCGUUGUGGCGUGGUUGUGGAUGGACAGAUCGUAAAGAAGGGUGAUUCGCCACACCUGUCCAUGUGACUGUGAGUGUGAGCCAAGUUCCGGUCAUUAUUUGCUCGGACUCACCACCGCGGAACUCACGGGGGCUUAACAUCGUGCGGCUCACCGUAUAGAAAAACACCGGGAAACCUAAGAAUCCCAGGAAUGGCACCUGCCGUAUGUGGCUACGUGCCGUUGAGCUUUUAAGCCUACUUCGCCGGAACCUCAGGUGUACACGGGCAGACAGUUGCUCUCUGCCGAAAAAAAAAACAAGCAGUGGUCUCGUUAUUUGCUCCACGAAGGAAACCACGGCGUGGAGGGGGAUGUAAUGAGUGGGACGACGCAGAGACGUGAGCUUCGUCAGGGGGAAAACACCGUCUGUCCUUCGGGUCACCCGCACCGUUCCUUCGCUCCCCCACAAACAUAAGAGCGUCCCAGCCGCACACCUGUCUGCUCGGGUCACGCUAAACCCUCAGCUCUCCUCAUCGUUUCCUAAUAACACCCUUGCCAUAUCAUCGUCAUCAUUGGAUUUCAGCCUUCUCAGGCACCCCUGUGUGUCACAGACAGAGUUUCCCGCCUUCCCUCUCAAAAAACCGUGACACAAACUGGACGCAUACACUGACAUGAAACAAUUACAGAGUUUAUGGAGCACCGGCUUGCCGCAUGUUGCAUCCAUGGCACAGGAUGGAAAUGGCGUGAUAUCGCGGCAGCCCCGGUCUGGAUUGACCAGGUCUUUGCGGCAGUCUAGUGGGCAGCAACAGAUCCGGACCCUCGACCUCCCGGCCCUGCAAAGCGCCCCUCUGGAGCGGCAGGCCCGUAGGAACGAGUACGUGGACGCUCCGGGCAUCGAGACGCUCUACAACAAACGGAAUAACAACGAGAGCCCCACUGUCGUCUUGUCAGGGGGGCAUCACCACCGUGCCCACCGGUCAACCUGCAUUGUCAUCUCGGACCGUGGCAAGACCAAAGUCUUGAAACUCGCCAAACGGGAAGUCAUUAGGACUAGCGAAGAGGGCAGUGACGCCAGUGCCCAGGGUGGGACCCCAGUUUACGACAGCAAGAAACCUCUCUAUUGCCCGUUUUGUGGGAGAUGCUACUGCGACAAGUGCCGAGCCAGAACAGAGUUGCCCCACGCCUGGCUCUGCGGAGACAGGUACGAGUGCUCGGCUGAGAACACCUUGGAGUAUUGCACUUGCCUGUGUUGCGUCAAGGGAUUAUUUUACCACUUAGCGGACAGCAACCACGAUGACUAUUCGUGGAGUGACAAGCCGUGCUCUUGCGGGGACAAAAAAUGCCGUCUGAGAUGGUCGCUUAUGGGAAUGAUUCCGCUGGUAUUGCCCUGUCUCCGGUGCUACUUGCCUGGGCGAGGGUGCAUAUCGGCCCGCAAACUCUGCUUUGCCAGGGACGGUUGCAAGUGCGAGGAUCAGGAUUACAGUUUUGUGUAGCAUUGCCGCAGUCCUCAUCCUCGUGGUCUUGUGCAGGUUCGGUAGUUCCCAGCCUGCCGGCCAACAUGAAGUACAUUCGACAACGGUUGGGGCCAGCGGGACGCCCCGUUCCGGGCUGGCGGGCCGCGGUUACUGCGCGCCCCGCGGAGUCAAUGACAUGCCUCGCCACGUGGCCACCACGGCAGAGUUUCCGUAACUCAAGGAUAUUAUAUCAGUGCGGUGGCUACGGAGCCAACUCUCAAGUUGCAGGGCCAGCAGCCGGCCAGCAGCCAGCGUCGUCGCUGGUGACGUUGCCACGCAACAUGAGAACGCUGGAGUCGGCAUCACCAACGCUGAGACAUCUACCGGAAAGCCAGGGAUUUAGUGCAUCCACAGUGCAAGGAAUUCUGGUUACCAGAGGCAGACAUCUCGUGUGGAUCAGACCCAAUCGGUAGCACAAACCAUGGGGGAGGGAGAGUCCACAGCGUCUCUCACACCCCAGGGUAGAGAAAUUGUACGCAGUCACAGUGAUAGCAGAGGGGAUAAAACCCACUCACAUGUGUAAAUGUACCGUCCCACGGUAGGGGACCUGCGUAAAAUUGAAUUAUUUUUAUUAUUCAUGGGAAAAAUGGUGCAAUGAACACUACACCUAGAUAGUGUGCUAAAUAUAUUGUGUAUAAAAAUGUACGGUUGUAGUAAUUGAAGGCGUCUUGUGACCCAAAGACAAACCGAUUAUAAAGGCCUGAACGGGAUCCAAUUCCAAUUUAGAAUUCAGCUGAAACGCAGGUGGACUAGUAGUACACCGGGCCCAAAACAACCUUAACUUAGAAAUCAAGUACACACACACAAACAGAUUGACCUUGCCGUUUUCCCGCGCUUUCCAGCUUUCCCGAGUUGGGAAACACAAACCGGCCCAGCAAUCACUGAGUUGGUCAGAUGUUUGUUUAACGUCUCGUUCCGAUAUCUCGUAUUUCAUCUUUUCCAAGGAAAAUGUUUUCAACCCGACAUGUUGAGCUGGAAAGCUGCAAGGGUCCCACUGGUAUUUAAGUCUAUAUACGUAAUAAUGUACUGUGUAUAUUUAUAUAUGUAUAUACAUGUAUAUUAUAUAUGUGUACAUACGUACAUACAUACAUAUAUAUUAUAUAUAAACAUUACUCUGGAUGUCAAAGGUCAUUGUGGUCGGUUUGUUUGGUCUACAGCGGAGCAUUUUCCUUCGUGUUUUCACAACACGUCUAUCAAAUCUACUCUGUAAGCAUCAAGUUUUGUUGUAUUAGCCAUCAUUUUGGAUUGUUUGUGAAACUGAAAACUGGUUGUAUAAAAUCAUGUUGUGGUAUAAUAACGUUAACUCGCGGACAGUAUUCAGGUUAGAUUUGUCGGGGGAAUCUAAGUAGCGGCAAAGAUGCGAAGCCUUUACGAAACUCGUUCGUGUUUUAGGACCGCGCUAUCGGAUCACCCAUUCUGUCCCCCCCCCCGAAAAAGCAGGCGGCCAACCUCCCUGUCCACAACUACUACACACGGUUUCCGGCAGCUUUUCACACGAGGACAAUAUAAAAGCUCUCAAUGGAGCUGUAAAAACCUUAUCGAGUGCCAGUCAAUACUACUCUAUUGAAUAAUUCCUAAACGGGGGUUCACCCGCGGUGGUGUGUCGAAAAGAGGUCCUCUAGCCUCCGGGCAACUUAAGCUCGCACUCGGCCAUAAGUAGGAGUCAUUAGUGGCCAGAACCUGUGAAACUUUUCAAGGGUUAUUUCCUCUCGUUUCCCCCCCCCCCGUAUCUUUCUUCCAAACUUGCGGAGCGUCGUACGAUGUGAUGAUCCUGUUCGAGCACUUGUCACUUUGCACGAGCCAAAUAAAAAAAAAGGAAAAGAAAAAAAUGGGGGAAGAGAAUCACCAGAAAAAGUUCAAUAAGUUAACAGCCUCCCCAAAACCAUGCAUGCGUGAACAAUUUCCACAGCAUUAUCAUAACUAUAGGGGUGUUUGGUGCUGGUAGCCGAGCUUUGCAAGUACAGCUUUGUCAGUCUGGCCGGCUGUGUAAUUCAGCGUGCUCCGCCGACCGUCAGAAUUGACUGAGCGCAGCCCUACCGAAAGAGGGAGAGAACAAUUCCCCCCCCCCAAACGGGUACGGCUGCAAUUAUUGUGCCGUUCAGAACGAGCGUGAAGUCGGGUGGAAAACUCCAGCGACGCGCAAGUAUUUUGUUGCGGGAGAUUUUUCACACGUCCCUUCCAUGCUGAUGCUGAUGGAAAAUUCCUUUCAGCCAAAAAUAUGUAGUUAGCCAAAGAUUUACAACGCAUUUUCUUCAUGUCAAGGAUUUCCCCCCGCUUAUUACCUUUUCUGUUGCCGUAAAACUUGGGUAAAGCAAGUGUUUGCCACAUCACCGUCUGCUUUUUUCUUAACCGGCCCCGAAUAAUUUCAAAUCUGCCACCAGCAAUCUUCCAGGACGUACUUCUGUGGCACAAGCAGACUGACCCUUUCCCCUUUUCCUCGAAAGUCACCAAUAAAUCAUGGGAGAUAAACACUCUCGAUUGCACUCUUUUUUUCGUAUUAAUGAAGGAUCCAUAGAGAGACACGAUCUUUGCUGCAUAUUGCCGUUCACUUGCGGUGUUUGUGCAUGAGGCCGGAAACAUGGCGCUGUGAGCACACAUUGCGCAUGGUCACGGGGGUCAACCCUACAUGACGACCCGCCAUGAUUGUCACGGCGGGAUGUCCCCUUAGAAACUUGUUUGGUUCCCUCCAGUCUCCUGUUGUUGCAGUCACGUCAAAUUUUAAAGUUACUCUGCCCAGUUUCUUUAUCGGCGUUUUUUCCCACACUGCAGAGUAUAUAUGCGGAUUUGUUUUAACAGCAGAGAGAGAUAUUCGACUUCAACCUGGUGGUAUAUCAUUUAGCAUGCUUUCUCUGCGCAGUUCUUGGACCUUGAGGCUCGGUUUCGGAGAGAAAUAAAAAUCUAACGUGAGUGUGACUUAUUCAUUCUAAAGACAUGUAUGUCGUUGGCAUAUUCAGACAUCUGCUGAAAUUCACGCCAACCUGGGCACAGUACAAGGUUCAGACGAUACUGCCUGUAGUGUCCCAUUAUGAAUCCCAGGGUCAAAGGUUGCUUGUAUGUAAACUGUGCUGGUGUCGCACAUUUCUGCCUCCUUUUUACAAGACUUGAUUUUUUGUGCCAAAAUUUCGCUUGGAAGACAAGAAGAUAGACCCCAGUAGGGGUUCGGUUGUCGAUCGUGCCGCGGGUAAUUCUUUGUUUAUGAACUUGCGAAGAUAGAGAGAAAAGCGCUUCUGAAUUUUGAGGUUCGUCAGAAGUCUCCUUGGCCCGAUUUUGAGUGACUACAGAUUGCCCUGUGCCCGAUCUUGAGUUGAUUAGAGGAGUGAUUAUGGCCCUAGAACUGGGUCUACCCGCGUGAACGGGCCCCGAGCAUGGUUCACACUGCCAGGUAUAUCAAUCAAAAAUCUCUGGCAAUUCCUCCGAGAACGAAUCCGGUGCAAAGUCCCAAGGUCAACACAUAGGGAGCGAGAGAAGAGUGUAGAGGGGAAAAAUAUGGUCGACUUGUAGAAUACACAGGAAGUCCGUUGUACAUAUACAUGUACACUUAAGAGAGAAAAAAAGAAAACGGGCGCGUAAAAACUAACGUUGUUUGCGGACCAGGUUGUUUGCUCGCUGACCUAUAUCCACAGUGCCAAAAGUGGGAAAUAAAUACCCAGUGUUUAUUCAGGGAACACUCACACACACAAUGAUGGCAGUUGGAUGUGGGGCUUAAUUGAAGCAAGUUUGGUAGGGUGGGUGCCGGUACAUAAUACUCAUCUACCUGAACCCUCAGUCACUUUUCUCCAUCAUUUUCAUCGUUCUGUUUGCAGAUACGAUUUCUGUUUCCUGUUUAGCUGGUUGGUUACCUCAUUAAUCACGCACGUAUUUAUUUUGGAAACCAAUCCAUCCGUGAUUUGAAAACUCGUUGAGUUAAACUGGCUCUUGUCUAAUCUGGCUGCGUAACUGCCAAACAUCCAACUGUGAAACUUUUCCCUUUUUUGUUAAAUUUGAUAAGAAUUUGGUUUUUCUUUAGGCAUUUAGUAGCAAUACCUAAAAAUGAGCAACUCACUGCAGGUACUUACAGGUGGAACGUUUGACUGCAAUGUAAUUGUUGCAGGGAAUGUCCGUAUUCCUUUCUUGAUUCCGACUUUUUUCUUGUCACGAUCAAACGAGUCUGGUCAUUACAUUUUAUCGAGGCAUGGCAUUUUUUUGUGGGCCCGAAUCCUUCCAACCUUUUUUUUAAACUUUGCAAACAUAACCUAACUGCCUCAUUUCCUCUACUUAAACAUAAAGCAGUAAUGUCUCGUAAUACUUUUACAAAAUUGUUAAUUUUCUUUCUGUUACGAUUAUGAUCGCCGUUUCUCUGUAUUGUAUUCAUACUGCAAGUUUUCCGACGUUCCUGGAUAAUUUUCGUUGCAGUCAGCUACAUGUAUUCAUUUUUUUAAAGAAAUGUAAUGUAUCAUACCGGUGCUGUAGCACCGACCAAAUUAUAUGAUAAUGAGAACAAAGGGGAAAAAUAAAUCUGUAUAAAACAGUAACAUUUUUAAUUUGUGGAAGACUGGAUCCACUUCGCGGAUGUUAACACUUUCCUGUAUCGCAAGACAGAGAGUUAACACCGUGGACUAACAGGUGACGCUGUUAUUUUUUCGGCGGAAUAUGUUUUAACUUUCGAACAUGUUAUCGUUAUGAUGCUUAACUGCAUUCUGCCAGUUUCCUUUUCUGUUUGUAUAAAAGGUUCCGAAAUGUUACAUAUUGUUGUACUCAUUAGAAGAAUAAUAACUUGUGGACUGAUCACACAUUGUGGCGGGUAGACAGAGUCUGAGAUGUCCACCCCAGUACGGAAGCUGGUGAAAUGUUCCAUUUUUCGGUUGCAGAAAGGACUGAUGGUCAAACAUGGGUCUCCAAACAGUGGCAUUGUAUCCCCUUAUGAUAAACAAAAAGAAUACAAGAUGGUUCGUUUCUGUCUGUGCAACACAUACUCUGAAAGACAGAACAUCGUAGGUAGAAAUAAUUAGUUGAUUUUUGAGAAGCAAUUGGUUUGUAAACGGGAAAACGAGUUUGCACCCAUCUGUGGAUGUAUUUGAGCGCUGUUUGAUGCUGUCCAACGAUACGGAUUUCCUGGCCCUGAUCUUGAGGAACUGGCUAGAAUAGAAUGUUACCACAGACUGCAAGAGAUCGCUCACCAAAAUGUCCACGAGAAGCCCAACAAUCUGACACAUUAUGGGUUCAACCUCAACGUCUAGUUUCAACCAGUUGUUUCUGACCUUGGUUUCUUAUUUUUUAGUAAAAUAUCGGAAGACGACAAAGGAAGGUUGUGGCGCGUGAAAGGGAGACAAGUGGUGAACAUCUCGCACUUUCUGCACGAUGUUGUGUCACGUGUCAAAGGUCAUUGUGCAUGCGGGUUAUCGUGUUCGUAAUGAAGCUUGUGCGUGCUCACUGUAAAUCUGAACGUAUAACAUGCCUGUGAUUCGAAAAUCACAGUAGUGAGGAAGCACAGUUGCAGAUCCCUAACAAAUUUUUGACUUCUUUUAAAAAAGGAUUGACUUGUGUUUUGCUUCUGAAGAAAGGAACUAUUUAUCUGUAUUUCGUACAUGAGAAAAUAUUUGGAGUUCUAUUUUAUUAUAUUAUUUAUUUUUCAGGAGGGUGUUAAAGAAAAAAAUACAAGGAAAGCAAGAAUGCUACGAAA